This is a messenger RNA of Leptosia nina, 1890 nucleotides long. The record is from the annotation of a GenBank genome assembly. Lineage: Eukaryota; Metazoa; Arthropoda; Insecta; Lepidoptera; Pieridae.
AUGACUACUCUACGCGAACGACAACUCAAUGCUCUAAAGCAAAUGUUAAAUUUAAAUGAACCACUGACUAAAGCUGUUGCCAAUGAACCUGUAUGGAAAGUACUUGUGUAUGACAGAGUGGGACAAGAUAUCAUUUCACCCCUAAUAUCUAUAAAGGAACUUCGAGAAUUGGGAGUUACACUACAUGUACAACUACACUCAGAUCGGGAUCAGAUACCUGAAGUGCCUGCCGUCUACUUCUGUGCACCAUCAGAAGAGAAUCUUGGAAGGAUUUGCCAGGACUUAGAUAAUGGUGUCUAUGACCAAUACCAUUUGAACUUUAUAUCUCCCAUAACAAGACAAAAAUUAGAAGAUCUGGCUGCUUCUGCCAUUCAGUCUAAUUCAGUUAUGAGCAUACACAAGUUAUAUGACCAAUAUUUGAAUUUCAUUUGUUUAGAAGAUGAUCUGUUCAUUAUGAAGCAUCAGCAAUCUGAUUCUUUAUCCUACUAUGCCAUCAACAAAGGUGAUACAAAGGACACUGAAAUGGAAGCCAUUAUGGAUGAUAUAGUAGAGAGUUUGUUCUCAGUUUUUGUAACACUUGGCACUGUACCAAUAAUUAGAAGUAGCAAAGGCAAUGCAGCAGAAAUGGUUGCUAAGAAACUAGAUAAAAAGCUAAGGGAAAACCUUUGGGAUGCAAGGAAUAACUUGUUCCAUGGCAACACAGGGCAAGGAGGUGCAUUCAGUUUUAGUAGGCCUAUGUUAAUUUUAUUGGAUAGAAAUAUUGAUAUGGCGACACCACUACAUCAUACUUGGACAUACCAGGCUUUGGCUCAUGAUGUGCUGGACUUAACAUUGAAUAGAGCAGUCGUACCGGAAAAUUCAGGACCAGCAUUACCAGGGCAGAAGAUAAAGACGCGAACGUGCGAUUUGGACUCGAAAGAUCCUUUAUGGAACGAACAUAAGAGCAGUCCUUUUCCCACCGUGGCUGAAGCUAUACAAGAAGACUUAGAUAAAUAUAGGAGUUCUGAAGCAGAGGUUAAAAAACUAAAGAGUUCCAUGGGUCUGGAUGCAGACAGCGAUUUGGCUCUUAGUCUAGUGAGUGAUAACACUCAGAGGUUGACCAGCGCUGUCAACUCCCUGCCUCAGCUUAUGGAGAAGAAACGGCUCAUUGACAUGCAUACUACUAUCGCAACGGCUAUCCUAAACGCCAUAAAAUCUCGCCGCCUUGACUCAUUCUUCGAAUUGGAAGAGAAGAUAAUGAGCAAAAGUAGCGCAGUCGAGAGCAAAGCUGUGCUAGACCUAAUAGCUGAUGAAGAAGCUGGCACGGCGGAAGACAAGAUGCGCCUAUUCAUCAUUUAUUAUCUGUGCACGUCGCAGAUAAGCGAAGAUGAGUAUAAGAAGUUUGAGGGUGCAUUAGUUGCUGCCAACUGCGAUAUACAGUCUAUGGCGUAUAUGAAACGACUAAAGAGCUUCACAAAAAUGUCAAGUCAGUACGAAGGGGGCGGGACCAAAACAGUCUCUAUGUUCUCAAAGCUUGUGUCACAGGGUUCUUCGUUCGUUAUGGAAGGUGUCAAGAAUUUGGUCGUUAAGAAACACAAGCUGCCAGUCAGCCGCACAGUGGAAGCAGCGUUAAGCGGCGCGAGCGAUACUGAGUUGACUUGGCUCGAUCCGAGAACGACGCGGACGGACGCAGCUGCGCGUACGCGGGCCAGUCGCCACGCCCCGCCCAACGAUGCCAUUGUGUUUAUAGUCGGCGGCGGCAGUUACAUCGAGUAUCAUAACCUUAUUGAUUUCGCUAAGCAACAAGCAACCAGCGGCGUCACGAGAAAAAUAAUUUACGGAUCAACGACACUACCUAAUGCUUCACAAUUUCUGAAGCAAUUAUCACUUCUGGGUGAAGAACUUCAGUGA